Messenger RNA from Kwoniella botswanensis, 1377 nucleotides. RefSeq lists its product as uncharacterized. The record is from RefSeq and is a predicted model, not a curated record. Gene Ontology annotation, molecular function: proline dehydrogenase activity; sarcosine oxidase activity; flavin adenine dinucleotide binding. The transcript has 9 exons. NCBI's taxonomy places the organism in Eukaryota, Fungi, Basidiomycota, Tremellomycetes, Tremellales, Cryptococcaceae. The coding region runs from base 1 to 1377 and encodes 458 amino acids.
AUGUCACAAUCUAAGACGGACGUUGUUAUCGUAGGAUGUGGUAUCUACGGGAUGUCCACUGCUUUGUGGAUGUUACAAUCUGGGAAAUACAAUGUGACGAUGUUGGAUAAAUGCGGGAUCUUACCUGCCCCAGAUGCGGCCAGUACAGAUCUGAACAAGAUCGUCCGAACAGCAGAUUACGCCGAUGCUUCCUACGCGGAACUUGGUUUGGAUGCAGUUGAGAAUUUCUGGAGGAAACCGGAGUGGGAAGGAACAUAUCAUGAAUCCGGCGUGAUGGCCCUUGCCACGGAAACAGAGAAAGAAGGCCUUGAAUUCGUAUCAUCCGCCUAUCAGAACUGUAAGAAUCUAGGAAUUAACGUGACUCUCUUGAACAACUCCAAAGAUAUCAAAAGCAAGUUCGAUCCUAAGAUCCGUACGGGCGAUUUCGGAGGCAGACAAGGGUAUUUGAAUCCUAUUGGAGGAUGGGCGGAGGCUGACAGAGCGUUGGAAGUGGGUUUGAAGAGGGUAAGACAGCUGGGAGGACAUGUGAGAUCGGGAGCCGAGGUUACGGGAUUGAUCAAAGAUGGUAGGAAGGUCAAUGGAGUAACUUUGAAGAGUGGAGAGGAUGUUAGAGGUGACUUGGUGGUCAUUGCUGCGGGUGCUUGGACUCCAGCAUUAUGUGCCUUGCCUGGAGUAUCUGCUCGACUUCCAGAUGUCGUGGCUACGGGUCAAAGUGUCGCUGUCAUUCAACUUACACCAGAGGAGGCUAAACAAUACGCGUCAGUCCCUGUUGUAUUCAACCUUGAUGACGGAUGGUAUAUUUUCCCACCAAACCCCGAAGGUCUCGUCAAGAUGGCUAUUCACGGUGCAGGUGUACUCAACCCUCAAUCCAAUGGUGUUUCCAUCCCUCGAACGAAGUUGACCGCUGGGGCCGAAGAUGGAGCUAUCCCGCUAAGCAGUCUCAAAGGAUUGAGAGACGGACUGAGACAGGUUUAUCCUGAGUUGGCUAAGAAGGACUACUUGACUACUAGAUUGUGUUGGUACUGCGACACCGUCACUGGAGACUGGUUGAUAGACUAUCAUCCCGAUUUCGACAAUCUCGUAAUCGCAUCAGGAGAUUCAGGACAUGGAUUCAAGUUCACUCCAAACAUCGGACGAGAGAUUCUAAAAGUCAUAGAGAAAAACCCUUCACCUCAGUACGCCGAGAAAUGGUCAUUCGGAUAUACCGCGAAAGUAAUCAAGGAGGAAGGAUCGAAAGCAGCUGUUAUGGACGUUAGCAAGGAGGAAGCGGAGAUUGCGAAAGCCGGUGCAGAUGUCAGAGCUGGUCAGAGAAAGAUUCUAAAGGAGAGUGAUUUGGUCAAACCUCAUGAUUUGAAAGCGAAGAACUCGAAAUUGUAA